Molecule: messenger RNA, 1942 nt
Organism: Phlebotomus papatasi
Lineage: Eukaryota; Metazoa; Arthropoda; Insecta; Diptera; Psychodidae
Gene: Mau2
Product: MAU2 chromatid cohesion factor homolog
Exons: 5
Coding region: 77-1918 (613 amino acids)
Biological process (GO): maintenance of mitotic sister chromatid cohesion; mitotic sister chromatid cohesion
Cellular component (GO): chromatin; SMC loading complex
Molecular function (GO): protein binding; double-stranded DNA binding
Source: RefSeq, a predicted model, not a curated record
UCGCUCUACACGUCAAAACAAAAGUCACAUAACCUCAAAUUCAGUGUUUUGUUAUUGUUCUUCCUGUUUGUGUAAAAUGUCCUCCUCCCAGGAUUCCUGCUACAUCUCCCUGUUGGGACUCGCUGAGCACUUUCGUACGUCCAAUCCACCUGAGAUAAAGAAGAGUAUUCAGUGUCUCCAGGCACUGAAUUCGCUCAAUCCACCACAGAAAGUUGAAGCUCGCACCAAUCUGCAGAUUGGGCAGCUUUUGAUGGCCUACACGAGCAACUACGACCUGGCCAGGGUGCAUCUUGAGCAGGCGUGGACACUGGCGGAGAAUAUUUUGGCAUUUGAUGAUGUAAAAUUUGUUACUGCGAGUCUUCUGGCCCAGCUCUAUCAGCAGCAGGAUAUCAGUUCCCUUCCAAAGUCCAACAAAGUCCUCAGGAAGGCCAUUGAACUCUCCCAGUCAAAUGUUUAUUGGCAUUGUCGGCUGCUUCUGCAAUUAGCACAACUCCAUGCCACAAAUAAACAGUACGGAUUGGCAGCUGAGCUUCUGUCCGUGGGAAUUGAUGUUAGUGAAGAGUACAAUGCGACUUUCAUGAAGAUUCUCUUCAUGUUGAGCAAGGCAAUGGUUUUGAUUGUUAUCCGGAAGACAAAUGAAGUCUCCGGCAUUUUGAAUCAAGCUGGAGCAAUUAUUGAGACACACCUGCACAAUCCGCAUCAGAAAGAGUACCUCAAAGUAUUCUAUCUGGUGCUGCAGGUGUGCUACUACCUCGUGAUUGGGCAGGUGAAAACCGUUAAGCCCUACCUUAAACUCCUUCAGCAGAGCAUUCAGGUCAUUAUGGCGCCAAAUUUUCCCUCGGACGAAGCUGUUGCCAAUUCCGGAAACUCCAUGGAGAACAUCAUGUGGUUGCCGAAGGAGCAACUCUAUGUCCUUGUCUACCUCGUGACUGUUUCCCAUUCAAUGAUGGCCGGGUAUAUGGACAAAGCCCAAAAGUACACAGAAAAAGCUCUGUCCCAGAUUGACAAGUUGAAGCAGGCGAAAAAUCAGCCGAUCCUGUACGUGUUCCAGAUCAUUCUCAUGGAGAAUAUCAUAAUGUGUCGCCUGGUGAUGGGCAAUAAAUUCAUUGCCAUUCAGGAAAUCUCCUUUGCUCGAGACAUUUGCCUCCAGUCGCCAAAUAGUCGACUGGCAGUUACCCAUUCUGCCCAGCUACAUUGCCUCCUGGGUCUCUACUCCAUGUCCAUUAGUCUCUUCGAGCAUGCUGAACGACAGUUUAUCAGCUGCAUCGAAGAAACCCACGACAAGGAACUCAAACUCUUCGCCAAUCUCAACCUGGCCAUUGUCUAUUUGCGCACGAAGCGGGAACAGCAACUGGGGACUAUCCUGGAGGCUAUUUCUGUGGAAAGUGCUCAAUCCCUGCACAAUCAGGCACUCCUGGGCAGCUUUUACUACAUCCAGGGACUCAAUUCCUUCUACAAGAGCAGCUUCCACGAUGCCAAGCGCUUCUUGCGGGAAACCCUGAAAAUGGCAAAUUCCGAGGAUCUCAAUCGCCUAACAGCCUGCACUUUGGUCCUCCUGAGUCAUGUCUUCCUGAGUAUUGGCAACUCCAAGGAGAGCAUGAAUAUGGUGACUCCGGCAAUGCAAGUUGCAUCCAAAAUUCCCGACAUUCACGUUCAACUCUGGGGCAGUGCAAUUCUAAAAGAUUUGCACAGAAUGUCACGGGAUUCAAUUCUCGAGACGGAAGCCUACAACAAUCAUCUGGCAUUUUCACAAACUCUCCUGGCUGAUCACUACAAGUGCACAAAGUCCACGGAACACAAUCUCAUCAACUGGUUCACAGGGAUUCCGCCACCUUCGACUCCAGGUGCUGGAACUUCCACAGCCAUUCCCGGAAGUGUUAUGGACAUGACUACUAGUUCGUCAAUGUAUUCUCAGUAGAAAAAAAAGAAGAAGAAAAAGAAA